This is a messenger RNA of Malaclemys terrapin pileata, 4078 nucleotides long. RefSeq names its product E3 ubiquitin-protein ligase TRIM39-like. The record is from RefSeq and is a predicted model, not a curated record. Gene Ontology annotation, molecular function: protein binding; zinc ion binding. Lineage: Eukaryota; Metazoa; Chordata; Testudines; Emydidae. The transcript has a single exon. Bases 1728 to 3152 code for a protein of 474 amino acids.
AAUUUCGUGAGCUUAUGCUGUAUAGCUCUCUGUACAGCGCAAGACAAUAUAAUUUGGGGUUUACACUCCAGAGGGUGUGGGCACUUGAGUGCAGGGCAAUCCCUGAGCUGUCUUCCCACACAGACUCUGUAUGAUGCUACAGCUGGGAGUGUCCCUACCUGUGUGUAAGCAGCAGGACACGGUGAGGGAGCCCAGGCUGGUGGAACGGGCAGGCUCAGUGGAAGCCCAGUACAUCAGGUGGCACCCUAGAAGAGGGGACAACCCAUCAGACAUGAGGAAAACCCCCUAGCAUUUAGAAUUAAAAAUUAAUAUAGUAAUAUAAACAGGAAGUGUUGUACCAGAACUACUGUGAGAUGUGAUUGCUGAAGCUUCCAGUAACUUCAAUGAUUCUUACUAAACCUAUGCACAAUUAUAUCCAUCCAGUAGUAACAAAUGUAAAUGAUGAAGACAUGCUAAAAGUAAGAAAUGCAUUUUACAAAAUAAACAAGUUAAAGGAGCAAAACCACAUUUACAGUGCAUCAUAAGAAAAAGGCAAUCCAAUUCAGGCCAUCAGAACAGCAGCUCAAACGCAUUUGGGAAUUGCUGUGAGGCUUUAUGCAAUCAUAGGAACAGAUAAAGGAUUCUUGUAAAUACUACCACCAUGUAUAAAUGUGAAACUGCUCGGACGGGGAGGGAGAAUGCAUGUAACUAUUUCACUGGUCUUCUUGAACAGCUCCAACAUCACCUCCGACAGGGAAGAGCUGCCUUGUCUAGGCACAGGGAUGCACACAGCCUGGGGAAAGGGGUGCUGAGCUGUACCAUCCUGCUAGGGUGAAAAGACGCCUCUGGUCCUCAUCAUCUUAUGUUUGCAACCACUGCAGCUAGCUCGCCUCGCCAGCUGGGGUAACUUAUCCCCUCUACCGUCCGCAGUGCCUCGUUCACAGUCCCGACUGCUUGCCCUUCUCCCCCGACCCCGCGUACAGCAGCGGCAAGGCACCCCAUUCAGCCGAAGUUACUGCGCAGGCUCCAUUGGCGGCCCAAACCAGCUCAGUAACAGCCAAAGCUAAGCAGCGACGUGCGGCGGGCAGCAGAACGUAACGUUACUCCGGCAGCCCCGCUGAGACCACAGCUCCCCGCGGCACGGAGACCACAGCUCCCGGCAGGCAAUGCUCUGUCAUGGGCCCGGCCGGGACUUGUGCCCGUUGCAUGCCGGGACCUGUAGUCUCCGGCGCACGGAUGUGUCACCGUUGUAAUCUCCUCCCCGUGGAAAGGCGCACGGCUGGGGAGUUCUCAUGGCGGGCGGCUCCGUCCCAGUACCGAGCGGAGAGGACGUUAUUUGGCGCUGCCGCGAAGGCUCAACUAAGCUCGGCUCCGCCUUUCACAACUUCCGCGGCGUCGGGAGGCCAUGGAGGAGGGAAGAGGGUAAUUCUGAUUGGCUGAAGAGAAAGCGAGGGGCGGGAAGAAAGACCCUUAACCCCGGCCGCUCUCCAUUUUGAUUGGAUACAGGGCCCGAGGCCGACGUGGAUGCAGGGGUGGAAAGUCCUCUCCUUAUUGGCUGCGGGCCGCAGCGUCUCCCCGGAAGGAAGGGAUAGAUGUUGGGCCCGAGGAGACGUGAGCGCCGGCACGAGCGAAACCCUGGAGACUCCGCGACUGGGCCCCCGCUGGCAGCGUCACGUGGCAGGGCCUGUCUCAGGAACUGUUGGUCUGGGGGCCGUUGGUGAGCGCGCGGGCGCUGGGCGGGGCUGAGCAUGGCGACGGCCCAGGCCCUGGAGAGCCUGCAGGUGGAAGCCAGCUGCUCCAUCUGCCUGGACUACCUGAGUGACCCCGUCACCAUUGACUGUGGCCACAACUUCUGCCGGGGCUGCAUUGCCCGCUGCUGGGAGGAGCUGGAAGGCCACUUCCCGUGCCCUGUCUGCCGCCGGCGCUUCCACCUCCGCUGCUUCCGUACCAACCGCCAGCUGGGCAAUGUGGCUGAGAUUGCCAGGCAGCUCCGUGCCAAGCGCAGCCAGCGCCACCGGCGCCCCCGCCCUGAUGCCGCCAGGGCUCUCUGCCACAAGCACCAGCAGGUCCUCAGUCUCUUCUGCGAGAAGGACCAGGAGGCCGUGUGCCUAGCCUGCCGUAUCUCCUGCCACCACCGUGACCAUGCCGUGGGUUCCCUUGACAGGGCCGCCCUGGCCCAUAAGAAGAAGCUGCGUGCCUACCUGGGUCCCCUGAAGAGGCAGGUAGAAGAUGCUCGUAAAUUCCUCUCCAGCGAGCAGAAGAAGCCGGCUGAGCUGAGGGAGAAAAUUGAGAGCCGGCGGCAGAAAAUUGCAUCCGAGUUUGAGAGGCUGCACCAAUUCCUGCAGGAGGAGCAGCAGGCCGUGCUUCGGCGGCUAGAGGAUGAGGAGAAGGAGAUUCUGCAGAGGCUGAGCGAGAACGCUGCCAAGCUUGCUGACCACAGCACCAGCCUCAGUAAGCUCAUCACAGAGAUUGAGGAGAGGUGCCAGCAACCAGCCAUUGACCUACUGAAGGGCAUCAGGAGCACUCUGAACAGGUGUGAAAACAUAAGGAUCCCCAAGGCCAUCUCCAUUGAACUGAAGAAGGACAGUUGCAGUUUUCCCUUGCAGCACUUUGCCCUGAAGAAAAUGAUAAAGAAAUUCAAAGCAGAUGUGACUCUGGAUCCAAAAACAGCUCAUCCUAAUCUUAUACUGUCCGAAGACCGCAAAAGUGUGAGGUUUGGAGAGGCCAAGCAGGAUCUGCCUGACAAUCCUGAGAGAUUUACUUAUUACCCAUUUGUUCUGGGCUCAGAGGGAUUUGUCUCAGGCAGACAUUACUGGGAGGUGGAGGUGGGAGAUAAGACUCAGUGGACUUUAGGAGUUUGUAGGGACUCUGUGACUAGGAAAGGGAAGAUUACACCCUCACCUGAGGAUGGAUAUUGGAGACUCAGGCUGUGGAAUAAAGAUGUUUACACAGCUCUUACUUCCAGUCCCACACCCCUAUUGUUGAGAGUGAAGCCUAAACGGAUUGGGAUUUUCCUGGAUUAUGAACUGGGAGAGAUUUCAUUUUACAAUCUGAAUGACCAUUCUCACAUCUACACUUUCACUGAAACUUUUACAGAGAAACUCCGCCCUUUUUUCUAUCCCGGAGUCCAUACAACUCCUCUGAUAAUCCGACCAGUUACAGAUUGGGAAUAAUGAAAUCAAGACAUUAAAAAAAUCCUGGUUUUCUAAACUUAUUUUAUUUUAAAGUGGUCAUCUUCACUUCUAGUAAUGGACUGAAGACCUGGUGGUUUAAGGCCAGAAGGGACCAUCAGAUCAUCCAGGCUGAGUUCCUGUACAUCCUAGGCCACCAACUCCACCUAGUACCCACACAUUGAACUUAAAAAAAAAAGUUCAAAACCAUUAGAACAGUUGUGGACCUUCUCACAGUAAUUUCUUUCUACAAACUGAAGGCAUAUUUUCUUUUAACUAAUGGAAGAAUUGGUUUGUUAGCUGCUGGUAGAUAUCCCAUUCUUCUCCAGAGUGGAAGGGAGAGCCUAGGUUAUCAAGGAGUAAAUUGAUACAAGAUGACAUUGUUUGAAAGUUUUAUAAACAACACUGAUGUAUAGAAAGUUACACACGCUUAUGCUAUUAUGGCUUUUUUGUUAGUGGAAUGGUAUAUGUUAACUUUUUUGCUGGGAGUGCAAACUGCAGUUAAAGUUGUAUUUAGGCUUCCAGUAUAAGUUCUUGUUUUCAAAUCUGUCAGCUUGUUUUUUAAUUUAUGAGAGUUUGGGGAUAAAAUGACUGUUUUCUACCCUAAAACAUGGUAUUAGUUUUGGGUGAUUGUAAAAUGGUAUAAUGGGUUUUCAUGUCUUUUACUAAUUCUAGACCAAAUUUGCUCAGUUUAGAAGUUAAUAAAAUGGGUUUUUUUAAAUUGUCAGUCCUGCAAACUCAAUCUCUGGGCACUGACAAUCAAUCUGGGUUCUCUCUUGUUUAGGCAUAAUCAAAUAAAGAUUCUGCAGAUUAAAUUAUAAUCCUAUUACAGAUCCAGUUCAGUUAUCUUUAGGUGGUUUGUAUACAUAUGUAACUGAAGGCAGAAUUUGUUCCUCCAAGUGAAAUGUUAAUAAAACUGUUUCACCACA